This is a messenger RNA of Phaedon cochleariae (mustard beetle), 2233 nucleotides long. The record is from the annotation of a GenBank genome assembly. NCBI's taxonomy places the organism in Eukaryota, Metazoa, Arthropoda, Insecta, Coleoptera, Chrysomelidae.
UCUGAAUGUGAUGUGACAUUUCUUUUCUAGCCUAGAAGUGAGUUGACAUUCAUUGAAUAUCUAUAAAAUUAUACUAUAAAUACAAAUAUGGCAGAAAAAACUGCGAAAGAAAAAACAAUAGCGACUCACUAUGCUGAAUUGAAUCGGCUCAGUCAAAACGGUGAAUACGAAAGGGCCCUGAAGGCUGCAAACAAGAUUCUAGGAGUGUCCCCACAUGAAUUUGAUGCUUUCCAUUGUAAAAUAGUCUGCCUCAUACAUUUGUCCAAGUUUGAUGAGGCAAUUUCCCUUAUGAACAAGAAUCCCCAAUAUCUACAGGGCUUGAUAUUUGAGAAAUCCUAUUGUUAUUAUCGUGUGAAUAAACCAGGAGAUGCAUUACAAGUUAUUGAAGCUAGUGAGCAAGAAUUAGAUUUUCGUGUCAAGGAGCUGAAAGCCCAAAUCCUAUAUAGAGUUGAAGACUUUGAAUCAUCUGUUGCUAUAUAUCAUGAUGUCAUCAAGAAUAUUCAUAAUGAUGAUUAUGAGGAUGAGCGGUAUACUAACCUAAGUGCUGCUAUGGUUUAUCUACAAAAUCAGCAAACAGAUAAUGUUAUUGAGGAAUUCAGGGAAAACACUUAUGAGCUUUGUUAUAAUAAAGCCUGUAUGUUGAUUGCCAAUGAAAACUAUGUAGAAGCUGAGAAAAAGCUCAGACAAUGUGAGAAACUUUGUAGAGAAGUUCUAGAGGAAGAUGAGGCAACUGAUGAAGAGAUUGAUAUUGAGUUGGCUCUAAUACGUAUACAACUUGGUUUUGUCUACCAAAAACUAGGCAGACUCAAAGAAUGCCAACAACUGUAUACUAGCAAUUUAAAAUUGAAAUUAGAUGACAUUGCUUUGAUGGCUGUAGCAAGCAAUAACAUUGUGUGCAUCAACAAAGAUCAGAACCUGUUUGAUUCCAAGAAGAAGAUGAAAAUUGCUAUGAAUGACCAACUAACUUUCAAGCUACCAUCUAAACAGAGAAAAUUCAUUGCUCUAAAUAAUGCUAUUUUUAACUACUAUAUAAAUCAAUCUGAUCAGUGUGAGAAGGCUUGUAAGAUCAUUGAUUCUAAUUGGCCUGAGAUGCAUUUGCAAACUGUUAUUUUGAGAGCAUUGAAUUUGAUAAAAUCAGAGAAGGUCAAAGAUGCUAUUGAGUUGCUCAGGUCAGCCAAAACAAAAGAUGACAAUUUGUACAUAAAUUUGUGCAUUGCUCAAAUUCAUUUGAUUCAGGGAGAUAGACUUGAAGCAUGCAAAGUCCUAGAGAAUCUUGGUGAAGACAGCUUCAAACCUGGUAUUGUGGGAGCACUUACAACCCUUUACCUUGGCAUUGGCCAGGAAGAAACUGCAUUGAAAGUGUUUGAGAACACUGUUGAGUUUUAUAAGAAAAACAAAGUGAAAGGUGUUGACUUGUCUAGUCUUUGGAGACAAGCUGCAGAAUUCCAUAUUAGAAAAGGACUUCCACAAGUUGCUGCAAAUAGUUUAGAGGAACUCUUGAAAACUAAUGAAGAUGAUAAGAAACUAGUAGCCCAAUUAGUUGUAGCCUAUGCACAAUUUGAUGAGCCUAGAGCCCUAAAGCUCAGCAAUGAAUUGAUAUCUGUUGAAGAGUUAGCAAAAGAUGUUGAUAUGGAGGAUAUUGAAGCAUCUGCAACAGCAGUAAACUUCAAGAAAAGCCCAGCCAUUAAACAAGAAUCACUGCCAAGUACACCUAGAGACGAUUCAGCUAAAAGAACCAAAAAGCAUAAGAAACACAAAGGUAAAUUGCCUAAAAACUGUGACCUCAGCAUUCCCCCAGACCCAGAAAGAUGGCUGCCUAAGUAUGAAAGGUCUGGCUAUCGUAGAAAAAGAGACCGUAGGACUAAAGAAGUCAUCAAAGGUUCUCAGGGUACUGCAUCAGGACAAGCAGAACAGUAUGAUUUCUCCAAGUUUGUCGAUGAUUCUUCCGAUACAACUGGGUCUACAGUGGAACCUUCACCAAGAGGUAAACCACCUCAGCACCAGCAGAAGAAAAAUGUACAAAAAAGAAAGAACAAACGCCGUUGAUCUUUUUCAGAUAGUUUUUCUACUUGCUUGUGAAUUGUUAAUGUUAUGUCACAGAUUAUAAGGUUUGUUAAUCUGUGGUUAUGUACCUGCAUGUGAGUAGGAUGUUUUUGAAUUGACAUUUCUAGUUUGGUGAUUUUUAUAUCCACACAUUUAUAUUCAAAAAUAAAGGUUUGUGACUGUUCUUGAU